Trichosurus vulpecula (common brushtail) is the source of this 925-nucleotide messenger RNA. RefSeq names its product nucleobindin 1 (gene NUCB1). NCBI's taxonomy places the organism in Eukaryota, Metazoa, Chordata, Mammalia, Diprotodontia, Phalangeridae. Gene Ontology annotation, molecular function: calcium ion binding. Gene Ontology annotation, cellular component: extracellular exosome; endoplasmic reticulum-Golgi intermediate compartment. The record is from RefSeq and is a predicted model, not a curated record. Bases 386 to 829 code for a protein of 147 amino acids. The transcript is spliced from 7 exons.
CAGUCCCGAGUACGAAGCUUCGUAACUCGUGCUCUCCUCACUGUCCGCCACCGCCGCCUCCUCUUCCUCUGGGGGAAACGGAGGCGGAGGCGGUGACGGUCCUGGGAAGCGGGGAGAGCACUGGGGGCUGGGACCGCUGGUAGUCCCCGGGACCCUGGGCUAGGGCAUUACAACACCAGGGUCCAGGAGGAGCAGGUGUGGAGGGCGCUGAGGGCUAGUACUCCUGGGUCCAAAGUAGGACCCGCGGACCUGAUUGCUGGAGGACGGGAACCCCCGCAUCCACUGAGAUACAAACAGCGAUGGCGUCCUGGAUGAGCAGGAAUUAGAGGCGCUGUUUACCAAGGAGCUGGAGAAGGUGUAUGACCCCAAGAAUGAAGACGAUGACAUGCGGGAGAUGGAGGAAGAAAGGCUGAGGAUGCGUGAGCACGUGAUGAAGACAGUGGACACAAACCAGGACCGCCUGGUGACCCUGGAGGAAUUCCUCCUGGCCACACAGAGGAAGGAGUUUGAAGAGGCAGCCCUGAAGGGCUGGGAGACACUGGAGGAGCACCCAGCUUAUACGGAGGAGGAACUUCAACGCUUUGAGGCAGAAUUGGUGGCCCGAGAGGCUGAACUGGCAGCCCAGGCCCAGAGGUUGAGCCAGGAGAGCAAAGCCCUGGACCACUCCCAGGGGCUGCUGAAGGUCCAGAAGAAGGAGCUGCAGCUGUCCUUCACAUGGAGCAGAGGAAGCAGCAACCCUCCUGAGACCCACCAGCUCCAGGCCCUGAUGGACAGCUCCUUUUCCAGCCCCAUGCAGAGACAGGAGCCCAAGCAGAGCCAGCCAUGGUAAAGGAGGGUCCAGCCCCAGUCCCAGAUUCCCCUGUGCCUGAUUCCCAGCACUAGUGAUCCCCAAGGCCACCCAAUAAAGACUUUCUGGGCACCACGA